AUGCGCGUGCGGGGAAAGAACGGCCCGCCGCCGCCGGCGCCGCGCGGACAGGGCCCGGCGAACCACACCGGCGGCGGGGGGGAGAGGGUCGGUAGGGUGCAGAAACCGGACGUGGCUGCAAUGCAGCUUCAACUUCUACCCUAUGACGUCCUGCGCGACAUACUGUCACGGUUGUCGAUCAAGGAUGUCGUGAGGAUAAGCACACUUUCUGGUGAAUGGAGACAGCAGCGGAUAUGCCACCCAGAUCUGGUCUUCACCAAAGAUACCUUUGGCAUCAGUACAGACACGAAUACUGACCCAGACCUUGUCACCAAAGACUACUAUGGCAUCAUUAAAGACAUGAAUACUAAACGAGCAUCCUGGGCUGCUAAAUUCAUCGCUAAUGUGGACAGUGUAUUGCGCCCACUGUGUUCUACUCCAACUACCAUGACGCUGGAUAAGUUUGUUGUCAAAUUUGGCCUUCGCAUAAGGCACAAGUAUCACAUUGAUAGAUGGGUUAGAUUUUCCAUUGCGUUAAGGGCCAAGCACAUUGCUUUUGAUUUCACGGUUGAUGUCACUUGUUAUGGCGCUACAUAUGACAAGUACAAGUAUGUUUUCCCGCUGUGCAAUCUCAGUGGCCCAAACGGCUCUUGUGUCACAUCUCUUGAUCUAGGCUACGUAUGGUUAAAGCUGCCCCUCAGUUUCUCUGGACAGAAACUGUGCAGGUUACAGUACCUGCGUGUUCGCCAUUGUGAACUGGACAUGAUAGAUUUGCAUGCUCCAAAUCUUACCAAAUUUGAGUUUGAUGACCAUCCGAUGCAAACUGUGCUCACUCAAUCUUCAAAGUUGUCAGAGGCAAUUUUUGUGUCGAACUUGAGAGUACUCGACGGUUAUGAUGAUGUUCUGGAUUAUAUCUUCACUGAGCUUCCAACUGCGCUUCCUCAUGUGCACACACUACUUCUACUUUUGACUGUUAAUCAGGUAGAAAGGUUCAGUAACACCCACGAUUGCUUCAUGACUUUGAGGCAUCUGAACAUGAACCUUGAUAUCUUUCUCGGUCCAUAUGAUGACAGCUGGGUUAUGGGCUUUGUUAAUCUCUUGGAAUUAGCACCUCUCUUAGAAGAACUGGAACUGCAUAUGGAUCAUGAUAGAUUUUGCUCAGAAAAUCCGAGGACAGUGUUAGCGACGCAAGGGCCUCCGCAUCGUCAUCUCAAGAGUGUCUACAUGUCUGGAUUUUGUGAUGUAUUGGGGCUAGCCGAGCUGGCGCUCUACAUCCUUAGGAAUGCUACUGUGCUUCAACGUAUGGUAGUAGAUCCUGUGGCAGGGAUGAUGGAUAAUGCGUUGAUCGAACGUUUCUGUUCGGUCAGCAAUGGCGGUAGCAGUGAAGAUAUUGUUUUUCCAACCGAUGGGACUCGGAAAUACGUCAGCAAGAAGAGGAUGUUUGCAAAAAAUAACCUUGACAAAGAGGAGUUUUGUCGCGUCCUCACCAUUUUAUGA
Triticum urartu is the source of this 1476-nucleotide messenger RNA. The record is from RefSeq and is a predicted model, not a curated record. Lineage: Eukaryota; Viridiplantae; Streptophyta; Magnoliopsida; Poales; Poaceae.